This is a messenger RNA of Arabidopsis arenosa, 603 nucleotides long. NCBI's taxonomy places the organism in Eukaryota, Viridiplantae, Streptophyta, Magnoliopsida, Brassicales, Brassicaceae. The record is from the annotation of a GenBank genome assembly.
ACCACUAUAUAUGGUGGUUAAUUUCUUCGAACGGCUAAGAUUCGAUCAUAUCUUUCCUUCAUGGCAUUAAACCAUAUCAAGCAUGGCUACAAGAUUCAAAGGGCUUUAUAACAAGAGCUUCAAGUGUUUCUCCGACAUUUUUGAUGUGGAGGAGGAGGAAGAGAUGGAAAUUGGUUAUCCGACUGAUGUUCGACACGUGUCACAUAUCGGUUGGGAUAGUUCAUCGAGUAGUGCACCUAGUUGGCUACAUGAAUUCAAGACGAGCAACAAUGUUUUAGAGCCAAACUCAUCGUGGCCAUUUCAAGAUUUGAAAUCAGCGAUGGAGGCAUUUGGAGAAGUUGAAAGCAGCAAAGAAAUGGAAAGAGAAUCACCAAAACAAAACCUGAAGAAGAAACUCUCUUCAAAAGCUUCUCUAUUGUGUAAUUCAUGGUCACCGAGAUUCUCAAGAUCAAGCAAGGUCCUUGCUUAAUUAUUUUUCAUUUUAAUUUCCCAUGCCAUUGUUUAUAAAUAAUAUAUAGAGCAUAUAGUGAGAUAUCAAUCUUAAUGUUUUCAUUCGAGAUACGUCUUUUCAGAAGUGUGUACAAAUUAAUAUUCAUAUUGUCU